UUUCUCAUUUCAGGUCGUUUGUUACGGUGUGUCAGAUGCCCGACAGCGUUCCAUGUCGGCGACUUUUGUAUAUCUGCGGGGAGUAUUAAUUUGACUGGAUUUAACAUAGUGUGUGCUAAACAUUUUCAACCUAUACCCUCAAUGAAGCAUCACUCACAUGUCAACGUUAGUUGGUGUUUUAGCUGUAAUAAAGGUGGCACAUUGCUGUGUUGUGAGAGUUGUCCAGCAGCGUAUCAUGCAGAAUGUCUCAAUAUAGAUUUCCCAACAGGGAGCUGGUACUGCCAGGAUUGUGUGAAAGGGAAGCGUCCCCUGUAUGGAGAAAUUAUAUGGGUCAAGCUCGGCAAUUACAGAUGGUGGCCGGGAGAGGUGUGUCAUCCACGUAAUGUACCUCUAAACAUACAGGAGAAAGCUCACCAGGUCGGGGAAUUCCCCGUACAUUUUCUAGGAUCUCAUGAAUUUUUCUGGUUACAUCAGGGAAGAGUGUUUUCAUUCCAAGAUGGUGAUAAAGGCAAUGGUGGAUCAUCGUCUAAUAAAGGUCUAGCUAAACAUUUUGCAAAAGGUUUAAAGGAGGCUGCAGAAGCAUUUAAAGUAUGGAAAGAAUUCAGGGAGAAUAAAGAGCAGCUAGAACUUGCCAAGGAGAGCAAAAAACCUGCCCCAUUUAAAAUGGUUAAGACAAAUGUGCCAUUGGGAAGUGUCGUCAUCAAGAAAGCUGAUCUCUCCGAGUUACCAAGGUGUGAUUGUAAAGCUGACCAAGAAAAUCCAUGUGGGCGUGAUUCCGAGUGCCUCAACGCCAUGAUGAUGUACGAGUGUCAUCCAGCACUGUGUCCUGCCGGUGAUAACUGUCAGAACCAGUUCUUCACAAAGCGGUUAUAUCCAUCACAGCAGCCGUACAAGACAGAGGGCCGUGGAUGGGGAUUAAAGGCGACUGUUGAUAUAAAAAAAGGUCAGUUUGUGAACGAGUAUGUUGGCGACCUGAUUGAUGAGGAAGAAUGUAAGAGACGUUUAGAAAAGGCUCAUGAGGAUGAUAUUCACAAUUUCUACAUGAUGACACUUGAUAUGGACAGGAUAAUUGAUGCGGGCCCAAAGGGGGUAACUGUAAAGGGUUUUAUGAACCCACAGUUCCCGAUCCUAACCUUGGACCCCCGGGAAUUUGGAAGGGUUAACGGGGGAUUUAGAGUCGGUGAUGAGUUGACUUUCAAUUACAACUUUGAUUGCCUUGGUAACGAACAGACUAAGUGUGGGUGUGGCUCAGAAAACUGCAGUGGCUAUCUUGGUGUCAGACCUAAAUCUCAACAUGCUGCCAUGGCUGAAUUGAAGAGAAAGGAGACUAAGAAGGGAGAUAAGCAGAAGAAAAAGAAGAAACCGGUGGUUAAAAGGAAACAUGAUGACGAUUGUUUCCGGUGUGGCGAGGGCGGGGAAUUGGUACUGUGUGACAGAACUAGCUGCCCUAAGAGCUAUCAUCUCAGAUGUCUCAACCUCUGCAAACCUCCACAUGGAAAGUUUUGGGACUGUCCAUGGCACCAUUGUGAUGAAUGCGGUAAACCGGCUACCAAGAAAUGCGUCGAGUGCCCUAACUCGUUCUGUAGCACUCAUGCUGAUGAUACGAAGGUGCGAUUUUUUGAUAAUAAAGUCUACUGUAUAGAGCAUGAAGAUCUCCUCGACACUCUCGAGGAAUCUCAGUCACAAACUUCUGCCGCAUCAGAUGACAAUGGUGAGCCUGCCGGUGACGCGGAUGCAACUGAAAAGGUAACAAAUGGAAAAGAUAACGAUGCGACAGUAAAAGGGAAGAGUAAAGACGAGACAUUGCCACCGAAGAAACGUGGACCAAAACCUCAGUCAGAAACCACAGACAAACCAACCAAUGGAACAGCAGCAAAAGUUUCGCGUGGAAGGAAAAGUUCGGUGAAAGGGGAACCAGGAACAAAGGGAUCCGUCUCGGACGAUCCAUUAGCUGUUGCGCCAAUGUUUGAUGAUGAUGAGGAGGAAGAAUUCGGACUUGUUAUUGAUAUUCCGAACUUUUGAUGCACAAUGAUCAAGUUUCCAUUAUUUUAAGUUGUCAUGUCUCGUUUGAUUAUUUACAUUAAAAUUCAUUUAUUCAUUGGGGGGUAUUUUUAAUGUUGCUUUUUUUUCUCAUAUUUUAUUUGUUUAGAUGUUGGAAUAUUGAAUGUUUGCUACACAAUUAUUCAUUAAACUUGUAUAGAAAUUUAUUUUCUGGUUGAAAGAAUGAAUUCAUUGACAUAAAAUUGUUAGAUAAUGACAGAGAAGUGUUUUAGAUGGAGUGGAAGAAUUGGGCUAAGUUUGUCAAGUAUUUAGAGAUAUGCUUAGUUCAUUUAAGGUCAUGGGAUAAUAGUCUAAGUUCAUUGGUGGUUAAAAAGAUUGCAAUGUUCAUUUGACGUGAGAACAGCCAUAGUUCAGUUUUGGCUAGAGAUGUUCUUUUUAGGAGCAGGGAGUUUAUUGGUUCAUUGGGAUUUUGGAGAUGGCCAAUGUUUAUUUGGUGGAUGAGAGUAAUAAGAAAAGUUCAUUAAGGUGUGAGAGAUGAGGUAUGAGAAGUGUAGAGUUCAUCCUGGGUCUGUGAGAGAUGGCCCAAGUUUAUUUGGGGUAAGACGGUGGGAAGUGUUCAUAUGUUGACCCGAGUUCUCUUAGGUUUUAAGAGAAUUGGGAAGAGUUCAUCUGCAUUUUUUUGAAAUUCUUAAAUUGUGCUUAUUGGCAAACAUGGGUUAUGCAUUUUUAGCACGUCUCUUUGGAAGAAAAAAUCAGGUUAUUAUGAUCACAACGUUGUUGUCGUUACGCAAAAAACUUUAAUGUCGCUCAUUUUUUAAAUAUUUCAGAAUUUAUAAACGUGAAAAUUGGCAUACUUGCUUAUCAUGACAAUGUGCAGUUGAUAGAAAAGGGGUAUAAUACUACUGUAUUUUUGGAGUUAUGCCCCAUUUUAACAUGGAAAUUUUUGUCAAAAUUGGUAAUUGAUAGUCUUUGCCUUUAAUAGAUGAGCGUCAACACUGCAUGUGGUGUUCUUGGGGUGUUUUGUUUUUUAUCUUACAGAAUUAGAGUUCCUAUUAGUCAGUUUAGUAAGUUUUUUUAUGUUUGCAUAAAAUUUUUAAUCCUCGAAUGGUGUCACACCGAGCAUUUAUUUUUAUGCAUGUUCAAUUUACAAUUUUUCAAUGAAGUAGGGAUGGUUAAAUUCAUAAUGUUUUUGUUGGUUUAAUUACCCCCCUAAAAAUGUUUCCAAAUGAUUUUUUUCCCUAUUUGUGCACAUCACCGGCACACCGGGGCAGGGGAUCUUAUCUUGAAAAUCAUGUAUGAAAUAGUUUUAUAAUAUAUACUGAGAGAUUUUUACAGUUCAAAACUUACACCAAUUUUUUACUUUGUUUUGUAAAGACAUGUAUUUAAAGUCCAGUAUUUAAUGCAGCUAUUAUUUAUAAUGGUAUUUAUGUGUAUAACUCACCAAUAUUAUAGAAAAGAAUAAAUGUGUAUACAUGUAUAUGUAAGAUAUGAUUGUCACCUUAGUGCAGCAACGACUUAACUCCUUAAUAUAAUUCAAUAGGAGUUAAACCGUUACUGCACUAAUGUGAAGAAAUUAAUUAAACCAAUGUCAUUAUAAAUAUUUUUACUUUUUUUAUGUAAAUUAAACACCAUAUUUUUAUCGCACUGAAUGAUGCAGUAGAAGAAAAGAGUAAGUUAUGACAAUGAAGUAUUGUUAAUUGACAUGUUCUGUAAAUGGUCGAAACAUCGUAAAUGAUGAAUUGUGGAAAUUUCAUAAAAAUUGUAAAAAAUGAUAUAUAGCAGGGUUUUUAAAAAAGGUAAAAUGAUUUAUUUAAAAAUAUCGAUAAUAGCAAAUUAAUGUAUUUUGCUAUUCAAAAUGGUCAAAUGAUAAGUUUUCAAAAAUGGUGGAAUAAUGUACUUUGGAGUUUUUAGAAUAGUGAAAAUGAUGUACUGCAGUGUUUCAAAAAUAGUCAAAUCUACUGAGAAAUGUUUACAAAUAUUAGAAAAAUGUUUUUUUUAGAUUACGAAGGCAUUGUUGCAACAUUGUCGUAACUUAUUCUUGAAAUUGAAAUGCAUUAGUGACGUAUUUAACCUUGGCAUAUAAGUGCAUUGGAAUAAUUUAUUAUUUUUCCUAUUGGAUACCUUAUUGAAAUAAACUUUUUCUAAAGUUCAAUAAUUUUAAGGUUUUGAUAAAGAUAGGGGAAAAAAGGCAAUACCUUUUCUGCCCAGAUAUACAUGUGCUAAUUUUUCAUUUAUUUAAAUAAACAUUUAAAAAAUAAAGAAGAAUUGAAAAGGGAGGAUGAGACUGAAGCGCUUGAAAUAAUGGCUUAUAGUCUGCAAAUAAUGAAAGAAUUUCGAGUGUGAAAAUCUUUUUUCCUUACUAGCUACCAAGAACAAAUAUUUCUUUACAACUGAUGAUUAUUUGGGAUGGAGUUUUUCAAUUGUCAAUAUGAAGUUUGCUUAAUUGUUAUUUAUUGGGCUCUCUGCAUAAUUUUUAAAGAUCUUGAAAUUAUUUCUCAUAAACAUAAAUGUUAAUUUUUCAUAAAUCUACAUCAAUGUUGACAUUUCAUAGAUCAAUAUAAUUGAUUCUAAAUUAGUCAUAUAUUCGUCACCAAAAUUCAUCUCUUAAUGUUAAAUUCAUUUUCUGUAUGUUUUAUUCAUUAUUCCUUUUUCAAUGUAACAGUAUUUUGCAUGUAAAUUAUUUUCUGUCUGGAAAAAAAAAGUUUUAAAUUUUUAAUUGUAUAUAAAGGAGGAAAUUUUGAGAAAUCAUGAUAGUAAGUGUUCAUUCAAUGUUGGACAUAUUUUCUCAUAUCAUUUGCAUAUUCAUGGGAUAUGUUUUUAAACUUGCACAAUUUUACGGGCAUGAACAUUGUUACUAUGUAGAUUGGAAAAUAUUUGAUUGUACAGAAUAAAAAAAAAACAUUA
Molecule: messenger RNA, 4905 nt
Organism: Ruditapes philippinarum (Manila clam)
Lineage: Eukaryota; Metazoa; Mollusca; Bivalvia; Venerida; Veneridae
Product: histone-lysine N-methyltransferase NSD2-like
Exons: 12
Biological process (GO): regulation of DNA-templated transcription
Cellular component (GO): nucleus; chromatin
Molecular function (GO): histone H3K36 methyltransferase activity; protein binding
Source: RefSeq, a predicted model, not a curated record